Messenger RNA from Cuscuta epithymum, 1316 nucleotides. The record is from the annotation of a GenBank genome assembly. Lineage: Eukaryota; Viridiplantae; Streptophyta; Magnoliopsida; Solanales; Convolvulaceae.
UUAUUCAAAGAAAUAACAAUCGGAAUUUAAUACUUUAUUCAAGAGUUUUGGUAUGAAUAAAAGAGUGUUGGUGAGCUCCUCUCCCAGAAUGUCCUUCCACCUUUACAAGAUGCUUCAAUUUAUACUAUUCUGUAUGCUUAUUCUCUCUUAAACAAUAAACUACGGAGUAUAUGGAAAGUAUCUUUAAUCAAGGAACAUAAUUAUUCCACAUUAAAUUCCUACACAUGUACGUUAAUUCUCCUUAUUUCGGCCAGCUCAUGUGACACGUGCUUGAGUGACUUUCCAUAUUUGAAUAUUGACUCUCUAUAUUUGAACACGUCCAGCAGCAUGCGUCUAGAAGCAUCCAGAAUUGGGUUUGGAUAUCAGCCCAUGUGUGCGUAUUUACCUAACAAUCGUGGGCCGUUUUUGUUGUGACAUAAUCCGGGCCCAAACAUCCCCCUCCCUUCUUCCUCCUUCUCAGCCCGCCCCUCCCCACCCCUCUGUCUUCCUCUUCUCCAGCCCGCCAUACACGGCGGCGAUGAACCAGCCCAUGACGAGAGACUGUAGAGAAGGAAAUCAGGGAAGAGGCCGGUAAGGGAAUAGCCUUAUAGCCGGAGAGAGAGACGGCGACGACGGCGCCGCUACAGUCGCAUUCAGCUCCGGCCCAGCUGCAAGGGAUGAGAUCACGUCCAGACCAUGAAGAAAAUGUGCCGUUGAACCAACAUACGUACAGACAUUUGAGAGCUCUUGUUAAUUGGUCCCCUUGUAAGAAAAUGUUGAUUCAAUCCAUAAACGCUGAAAGGAUCACAAAAGUAGAGAGGAAGAUCGGAAGAGGAAGCAUACGUAUAGGAGGGAGAUUGGAGAAGAAAUUUGGGGCAGAACUGCGGAAGAAGAAAGGGGAAGAACGUGUGGUGGUGGGAAGAACAGAGGGAGAAGAAGGGUGCGUGGGCCAGAGGAAAAAAAAGAAAAGUAAAAAACGCAAAUUAUACCGUAUGACCUGCGCAUGAUGAGGAUGCUACACCCAUUCCCAAACGACGUAGUUUUAAGGCAGCAGCAAUCCAAGAUUAAAAAAUCAACGCACAGCAAUCCAAGAUUAAAAAAAGACAAUCGCCGUUAGGAGAGAGUAUCGACGAAGAAGGUCAUAACACUAUCUAUCGCCGGCGAGCUUGGGAGGAGGUGGCGGCGGCGCAACUCCUCGUCUUUGAGGCGGCGGUGCUCAGCUAUGAUGUCAGAUUUGAUUCAUAGGGCUCACCACUGAUAGAUGUGAGGCAGGCUGGUCAUCAAGUGGUCAAUCUCUUCUUCUUUCAUGUCCAGCAGUGUGCUCACGAUGAAGCCAA